AUGGUCAAUAAACCAGUUUGAGAUGAUAUGAGGUUUGUGACACGGUGCUUUUUCCUGCUGGAAGUAGCCAUCAGAGGAUGGACAUGGUCAGCAACAACACUCAGGUUUGCUACGGAAUUUAAACGAUGCUCAAUUGGUACAAAGGGACCCAAAGUGCCCCGAGACACCAUUACACCUCCAGCCUGAACCAUUGACACAAGGCAGGAUGGAUCUGUGCUUUCAUGUUGUUUACAUAAACCCUACAAUCUGAAUGUUGCAGCUGAAAUCGAGACUCAUCAGACCAGUCUUCUAUUGUCCAAUUUUGGACAAAUUGUUCAUUCUCUGUAAACACUAGAGAUGUUUGUGAACUUAAGUUGUCUUGACCACAUCUUCAUAAAUUCAUUGAGUUGCAGCCAUGAGAUUGGCUGAUUAGCAUUGACAUUUGUGGCCCAAUCUCAGAAAACAGCAGACAAAAAACCCAACACUAAUCACCAGAAAACAAAGAUAACCACAAGUGGGCAGCAGAUAGCGACAGAUCCAUUCAAAGCUCAAGUAACAGGAUCCUCUAGUGGACAGAUCAGAGAUCACAUGCAUUUCAUUUUCGUUGUUUAUUUUGGCACCGACACAAGAACCGUCAGACUUCCUUUACAUGACGUCCCCUCGGUGCAGUAGCAGGUCCUUUCUCCUCCCCCUCUGGUCUACUCGCCUGCAUGCCCCCCUUCUCUGCACUGACCUCAUCAGCCCUUUGUUGCAAAACAAAGGAGUGUUCAGGCAUCUGUUUUCAGGAGAAAUAAAGACUUAGGGGUGCCAAGACAGAGAGGAGGAGGGCCGGAGGUAGUGUGUGAAGUUUGGCUCCAUCAACUUGAUCGCAGAGAGUCACGUGGAGGCUAAAACGGGAGCAGCAACAAGCCAAUGUGGCCUCCCACGCGGAGAACUAGAAAUACCGGCUAUGGCAGCUUCACUGCCUGAUAAAAUGCAAUUUUUUUUCUAGAUUCGCUGUGAGUGGCGUCUCCGAAGAGUCAUGCCUUUGUGGUUCUAAGGUGGAGCUGGUAUUUCCUGUAUGUCCUCCUCAGUCACCCAGUCACAAGGCCCUCUGCUCUCUCUCCCACCAUCUCCUCUGUACAUUCCCACGCACAUCAAGCUGGUAGAAGGCAGAGAUUGCUUUUUGCGCUUUGAGAGAAUCCAAGACGCCUUAAAGACGGAGAAGAUCUAGUUCCCGUGCACUGCAUGACCAUGCCCCUUCAGACAACAUCCCAUUAGCUGUGAUGAAUAAAUAAAGAGCAAAGAACCAACGCUGGAGCUGCUGGAGAAGGAAACACAAUCUAUGGUUUGGUCACUGUGGGAUGUUCACUCACUUUGCAGGGGUGAGCUGCAUUGAACUAUGGGAAAUGAAAAGGUCUGGUGUACAAUUACAGGGUGAGACCCGCUGUAUCACAUUUCAACGCAAGACCCCUAAUAUUCCAAUAUCUUUAGGUCUCUGUAACAGUUCAAUAUUAAACCACCUUGCAGAUUGACGUUAUUUAGGCGCAAUGUUAUUCAGUGAAGCGGGAUGAGGGUGCGAGCGGGUGUGUCCUAACGGCGUGUGUGCGUUUACGCAAACCGGCACGCGGUCACUUUGCGCCCCUCACUCGCGGAUCCUUUCCGGUGUGCGUCUCUUCCGGGUGCUCGGAUCACCUGCUCCGAUGGGCUCGGGUUGCGUUGCGCCCGGCAAUGAAAGUGUUAAGUCUGACUCUGCAUGCACCGAGCGGGCCUCCCUCCCUCCCACUCCAUCCAUCCAUUUGCACUGUGUGUGUGUGUGUGUUUUCGAGGGGGGUGUCGGCUGUGUCAUCCGCAAGCCUGGAUUGCGAUAUGCGCGCACGCAACUUACUUUCAUAAUAAAACCUCGCAUUUGAGCUCACACGCUUUUGCUCUUUAUUAAAUAACCUUUAAAAAAAAAAAAAAAAAAACUCCCGUUCCUUCUCCAACGGGAUAUGCCGAGAGGCGGAGGCGUUUCUUCCUCCACCCAAAGCCUCCCCAAGUUGAGACCACACUGACGCGCUGUGACAUGAAGAAACGCACCGGUGGACAUCACUGAGGUUUCCCAACAGAAGGCUAAUAACUUUGUUCCAAGCGAGCCACCUCGUCUGAGGCGACGCAGUGGGCUCGCCCGCUGUAAGACCUAUCUCUCUCUCUCUCUCUCUCUCUCGCCGCCUGCGACACACUACCGCCGCCAUGCAGACCUCAUCGCUCCGCCGCCAGAUGAAAAACAUGGUCAACAACUUCACGGAGGCCGAGAUCAAGGUCCGUGAGGCCACCUCCAACGACCCCUGGGGUCCCCCCAGCUCGCUCAUGUCGGAGGUCGCGGACCUGACCUUCAACGUGGUGGCUUUCACCGAGGUCAUGGGCAUGAUCUGGAAGCGUCUCAACGACCACGGUAAGAACUGGCGCCACGUUUACAAGGCGCUGACCCUGCUGGACUACCUGAUCAAAACGGGCUCCGAGCGCGUGGCCCAGGAGUGCCGGGAGAACAUUUACACCAUCCAGACGCUGAGGGACUUCCAGUACAGCGAUCGGGACGGACGCGACCAAGGUGUCAACGUCCGGGAGAAGGCCAAGCAGCUGGUGGCCCUGCUGAAGGACGAGGAGAAGCUGAAGAAGGAGAGAAGCCAGGCGAUGAAGACCAAGACGCGCAUAGCGGGCUCCGCCAGUGGCUUGGGCUCCGGCUCGAUGCCUCCUCCGUACCCGGGCCGGUCCGCGGGGGUCCUGGGGGACGAGCCCGGCAUGUGCAGGAGCUCGCCGUCCUCCUUUAACUCCUCCUCUUCCUCUCCUCGACUCGAUCCAGAAAUGGAGCAAGCUCGGCCCGCGACCAGUGGAGAAGAAGAGCUGCAGCUGCAGCUGGCCCUGGCUAUGAGCCGAGAAGAGAGUGAAAAGCCACCCCCUACACUGGAUAUUGAUGAACAGACCCAGCUGCGGAUCGCUAUGACGCUCAGCCAGGAGCAGCCCCACAAGUUACCCACCCAUUCUCAGCCAGUCCAACCUGUCCCUGUCCCUGUCCCUGCCCCUGUUGCACUGGAUAUGGAUGAGGACACGCAGCUCCAGUUGGCCUUGAGUCUGAGCAAGGAGGUGCACCAGCAGGAGCAACUCAGUCGCCAAGGGGACGAGUCGAUGCUCAUGAAAGCUCUGGAGGACAGCAAACGUGAGAUGGAGUCUAAAGGCGGGACUGCCUUCAUGGACCUGGUAGAUGUUUUUGCGCUGCCCUCAGAUCAGCCUCCUAGUAACCAACGAUGGAUCGAUGCCCCACAGCAGGCCGCUGCUGCUCCGGGGAGCGCAGGCCGCUGGGACUCCCUGGUAGGCAGCGACAAUGUCACAGGAGUAGAUGCCCCCUGGAUGGCCCCGCCAACGUCCAACAGCCCCCCUCCUCCAUGGGAGCCCCCUGUCAACCCCUGGGACGACCCGCACAGAACCUUUGACGCCGCAGGCCGAGAAUGGGCCUUCCCUGAAAACACAGCCGCCUCAGGAGUCGAUCCAUUCUCAUCCCUCAAAGGGACUGUCAGGGAACCCUACCUGCGACCCGGAAGCCCCUCGGAUGGGGAUCUUUUUGAUGAAGCCAUGGAUGGAGGCCCGGUGGAUAUAAAUGGGCGAGGGGAAAGCAGUCCUGAGCUAUUUGACUUGGCCUGUCUUGGAGAAAGCCUGGCAGCCCCCGGCCCUCGUACGUGCCGGACACCUGAAUCCUUCCUGGGCCCCACAGCGGCAUCCUUGGUAGACCUGGAUAGAUUGAUCCCAGUAAAUCCUCCAGCCAAAACCUUGAACCCCUUCCUCUCAGGACUCAGUGCUCCAUCGGCCAUCAACCCAUUCCAAGCGGAGCCGGCCAAACUAACUCUGAAUCAAAUGGGCUACAGCACCCCCGCUCAUGUUCCCCAGGGCGCUUCCCUUCCCUACAGUGCCUCUUUGCCCCUACCCAUGAGCCACCAGCCUGCCAGCCUCCCCGCCUCUCUUACUCACCCAACCCAGCCCGGCCUCGGCCUGCCAGCGACCCUCCCCGAGCCGCUGUUGCCCUUCUCUUCAGGCAGCAUCGACGGAUCACAGGCUGCACAGAACCCUUUCUUAUGAGGAGCAACUAAACUGGACCAAAUAGCUAUUAAAAAAAGGGUAACUGCGGAUUGAAUAGCCGCAUCCAGGACUUGAAUGAAAACUGAAUGUUUCAUAUUGUACUAUAAUCCGGUAACCACUAGAUUAAUGCAAGCUGGUUCUGCUCCUCAGUGCAAUAAUCAGUGACAGGAGUAUUUAAAAAGAGACACCUUUGUAUCAAAAAUGAGUGUCAUGCAGGCACUCUUUAUGGCCAUAAUCGAUUGCAACCAUAAUACAGAUAAAACUCGCACAAAAGCACAGUUUGAUAACAGUUUGAUGUCGCUUCACUUGGCCACAAUUACCAGGCAAAUUGUAUUACGGAUUUUCAACAAGUCUCUUGCUCACUCGUCUGUUUGUGCAAUUUGCUUUUCUGGCUGCUGCUGUCAUAUACAAAUGUAAAAAAAAAUGGAUUUCCCAUAAGAGACCAGCGUUAGAGACCUGUCCCGUGCUUCAAAUGCUGCCGCAUCAAUACAGUUACAUUUUCUGUUGGAACCAGAACUGUUUAGUAACAGUUGUGUGCAUUUGAUUUUAUUUUUGGUGUUUGGGAGGACUGGAAGUGCUGAAUGAUUGCCCAUCAGCACGUUACCCUUAGAAAAUGAAUGAAUCCUGAGUUUUAUUGAUUGCUUGUGAACCAGAUUCGUCAAAUAUAAG
Molecule: messenger RNA, 4737 nt
Organism: Pungitius pungitius (ninespine stickleback)
Lineage: Eukaryota; Metazoa; Chordata; Actinopteri; Perciformes; Gasterosteidae
Gene: epn3a
Product: epsin 3a
Exons: 11
Coding region: 2191-4068 (625 amino acids)
Biological process (GO): endocytosis
Cellular component (GO): plasma membrane; endosome; clathrin vesicle coat
Molecular function (GO): clathrin binding; phospholipid binding
Source: RefSeq, a predicted model, not a curated record